CGAACGACUUCCCUUUAAAAACACUUAGAUAUAAACAUCCACGUGACCCGUCGAGACGCCAGUCGUCGCUGGUUGCGUCGUCCUUUCAGUAUUCCAAAUCGCGUCAUGCGUUUCAGUUGUUCGAAUAGUUUCAGUCGUUCGAAUAGUUUCCGUCGCGAUAGUGAUCGGAUGUGAACAAACAACUAUAAAGUAAUAAAUAAAUAAAAUAAAACGUAAAGUGUUGUAGUAAAAUUAUCAAAAAUUUUCAUUGUGAUGGUUUAACCAAGAAAAUAGGACUUGUACAAAAAUGAGUUCGUAUCAAUUCGUUAACUCUUUAGCCCAGUGUUAUGGCCAACAGGCCCGAUCUGGUGAUCAAGCUUCAAGUCCUGGAGCUGAUUAUUAUAAUCCUAACGCUGCAUCAGCGGCUGGUUACCCACCGGCUUGUUAUUCACCCCCUCAAGUUGGUCCGCAAUAUCCACAACAUCCAUAUGCAACCCCCGCGCCAGGACAUGGUCUUCAACCGACCAUGGGUGAUUACACUCAACUUCAACCCCAAAGAUUAGGGAAUCCCCAUCUUCAUCAUACAUCACCGGGCGCGCAAAGUCCCGGUAUGCUCAAUCCAUCAGCAAGUUGCAAAUACGCGGAUUCAACUUCUUCAACGGGAGUUGCAUCCCCGCAAGAUUUAAGCACCACCGGCCCACCAACUAGAAGUACACCGCCUCUUGCCACUCAAACAUCCAAUAAUAGUGGUAGUAGUGUAACCAUUACGUCGAAAUCCACGGGACUUACGUCUCCGUUAUCGGUGAAUACAUCACCAUCAGUUAAACCUAGUUCUUCAGCAACCGUUUCGCAAAAUUUAUCAUCACCAGCAUCGAGCACUAGCUCGACGUCCAGUAAUGAAAAAUCCGGUGGCAACAAUAAUAAUAGCAAGAGUGGUGGAAAUCCGAAUCCACCACAAAUCUAUCCGUGGAUGAAGAGGGUACAUCUUGGCCAAAGUACCGUGAAUGCAAAUGGAGAGACAAAGAGACAAAGAACAUCAUAUACCAGGUACCAAACAUUGGAAUUGGAGAAAGAGUUUCAUUUCAAUAGAUACUUGACCAGAAGACGAAGAAUUGAAAUAGCCCACGCACUGUGUCUUACCGAGAGGCAGAUAAAGAUUUGGUUCCAAAACAGGAGGAUGAAGUGGAAGAAGGAACAUAAGAUGGCCAGUAUGAAUAUCGUUCCAUACCAUAUGUCCCCGUACGGGCAUCCCUAUCAGUUCGAUUUGCAUCCUAGCCAGUUUGCUCAUCUUGCCACUUAACUAGAGUGGAACAUUUAAAAUGAUAGCGAUGUGUAUAUAUUAUAGUCCUGCAAAAUACAAAUUCGGAAUUAUACAGGGAUCAAUUACUUCUUAGGAAUCAUAGUUUUAGAUGUUUGCGCAAAAAGAAUCUUCUGGAAAAGUGUAUUGUUGUAUUCAAAAAUUUGUCGGUUGCCAAAAAGACGUAACGUUGGGAUCGUUUCCAACGAUCUGUUAAGUAAGUGCCGGUAGGACCUGGUCCAUUUCUCACGUUAUGUACUCGCCUCUUUGUUUGACAGGCGCGGGGUAAAUGCGAUUUGUUAUACAGACGCUCCAGGUAAAUGAUUUGGAGCAAGAUGGUACCUAUUAAUAUUAUUUUUCGCGACGCCGGGGACUUGCUUAAUACCCAAAUGGCCACAAGCCAAAACGGAAGAAUUUAAGAUUUAGAAUAAUAUUCACUUUUCCAAGUUAAUUUCUUUUAAUCAUUAAAACAUACCUCUCAUCCCCCAAAUAUUAAUCAUCUAAUCAGCUAAAAAAGAAGCUGACAAUUAUUGA
Onthophagus taurus is the source of this 1810-nucleotide messenger RNA. Its product is annotated as Sex combs reduced. The record is from RefSeq and is a predicted model, not a curated record. NCBI's taxonomy places the organism in Eukaryota, Metazoa, Arthropoda, Insecta, Coleoptera, Scarabaeidae. Gene Ontology annotation, biological process: anterior/posterior pattern specification; positive regulation of transcription by RNA polymerase II. Gene Ontology annotation, molecular function: DNA-binding transcription factor activity, RNA polymerase II-specific; RNA polymerase II cis-regulatory region sequence-specific DNA binding. Gene Ontology annotation, cellular component: nucleoplasm; nucleus.